Trichoderma asperellum CBS 433.97 is the source of this 699-nucleotide messenger RNA. RefSeq lists its product as uncharacterized. Lineage: Eukaryota; Fungi; Ascomycota; Sordariomycetes; Hypocreales; Hypocreaceae. The record is from RefSeq and is a predicted model, not a curated record.
AUGCCCCGAUCCGGAUACGACUUGACUGGAGCUGCUCAAGGCUCGCCGGCUUCUGAGGCCGCGACUCGAGCUAGACAAAGGGCUGAUACUGCAAGCCGCACUCCUCGUGCAGGCACUCCUACCAAUCCAUCCCGCCAAGAUGGAGAUGACCAGGAGAUUACUCCUCGAGCGUCUCGAAUCGGUGUCUUCGCUGGGACUGCUCCUGCUAACUUUCAAACGAUCUUCCAGAUGGGCUUCAUUCCGCAGCGCAUAGAGAGACCCGAGCUCUACCAGAACCCUUUGAGCAUGAGCUCGGCUCAAAAUGCCUCUCAAUCAUUGAUGAUGCCUGUCAACCCUCAGUACGGUUUUAGAAUCCCUCCUGCGGCACAAUCGACUGCCUUUGCACGAGCUGCAAUUCCUGUUUCCACUAGCCAAGACAUGGGGUUCCUCAACGCCCAAGCACCAUUCGGAGCUUCUAGUCGCCAGCCAAUCGACUCUGGAGCCGCCAACUCCAGAGCAGAACAGCAUCUCUUUCAAAGAAGCGGCGGUCGGUUCCAUGCUAUGCCCGUCAGCCAGCAUGUUUUUCCAACCCACCAUAACAGAGACCCGAAUGCCCAGUCGCCUUUUUACAGCUCCCACAGUCGGACAGGCACAGGACCAUCUGACACUGUCGACGAAGACGCCGAGAUGACCGAUGUCGAUGGCCAGCGUCAUAAGUGA